Zea mays is the source of this 2269-nucleotide messenger RNA. Its product is annotated as Leucine-rich repeat (LRR) family protein. The record is from RefSeq and is a predicted model, not a curated record. NCBI's taxonomy places the organism in Eukaryota, Viridiplantae, Streptophyta, Magnoliopsida, Poales, Poaceae. Gene Ontology annotation, molecular function: protein binding. The transcript is spliced from 2 exons. Bases 666 to 1871 code for a protein of 401 amino acids.
GAAGCCCAUCAGAAAAACAGAACGAAGCCAAUGGAAGGACUGGAGGAGGGGAGUAGCGUGAUAGUGAUGCCGUAGUGGUCGAGCUCGCGGCGGAGUAGAGACCAGAGAGUGAGAGCGAGCAGAGCAACCAAAGCGUAGGCGACCUCAACGCGAAGCGGAAUUGAUUGCGCCCACCACCACGUCUUCUCCCCCUCCGUCCGACCCGUCCUCAAGUCACCAGGCCACCAUCAUUGCCGCCAUCGCGCCGCCCGGCCGCGGGAGCCCAGCUACGCAUUCAUAACUGUUUCUCUCUUGGCUUCUCGGCGAAGUGUUGCGGUUGCGGGUACUGGAGUGCGGAGAGCAGCGCGGCGCGAGGGAGGAAGCCACCACCCACCACCACCUCCAUUAAAGGCGCUCACGCGCCGCCUCCGCCUCCGCCUCCGCCUCCACGAGAGAGCUAGGCGAGAGGGGCGUACGAGACCUCAGCUGACUCCUGUCGUCAAGGCCAUCGAUCUCUCCCCUCACGGGGGCAGCCACGUACAAAGGCAGGCAGCUCGCCAACGCCCAGCACCCUCUCGCCGCGCCACCCCACGCCGUGCGCCUUUAAAGAGAGCGCACGACAAGCUUAAAGCUGCAGAGGUGACAGAGUGCCGAGCCGUCGCGCGCGCGAAAGCAGAGGAGCGGCAAUGGCAGUGGCCGCGCGGCUCGGCGCCGUCGUGGCGUGCGUCAUCUUAGCGGCCGUGGCGGUGGCGCCGCGGCCGGUGGCGGGGAUCCUCGACCCGGUCGACUUCCUCGCGCUGCAGGCGGUGCGGCGGUCGCUGGACGACAUGCCCGGGUCCGCGUUCUUCGACGGGUGGGACUUCACCGCCGACCCGUGCGGGUUCCCCGGUGUGUUCUGCGACGGGGACCGGGUGGUGGCGCUCGCGCUUGGCGACCCGCGGGCGGGGUCUCCGGGGCUGACGGGGAGGCUGGACCCAGCGCUGGGCCGGCUGUCCGCGCUCACCGAGCUCUCGCUCGUGCCCGGGCGCGUCGAGGGGGAGCUCCCGGCGUCGCUGGCGUCGUGCUCGAACCUCCGCUUCCUGGCCGUCAGCAAGAACCUCCUCUCCGGCCAGAUACCGGACGGCUUCAGCGCGCUGUCCAACCUGCGGACGCUCGACGCCAGCUUCAACCAGAUCUCCGGCACCAUCCCGCCGUCCAUCGCCGCGCUGCCGUCGAUCACCAACCUCAUCCUCUGCCACAACCAGCUUACCGGCGGCGUCCCAUCGUUCCCGGACUCGUCCCCGCUCCUGCGGCUGGAUCUCAAGCACAACGCGCUCUCCGGCGGCGUGCCCACCCUGCCGGCCGGGCUGCAGUACCUGUCGCUGUCCGCGAACAAGCUCACCGGUACGGUCGACCAGGUGCUGCCCGGGCUGCACGGGCUCAACUUCCUCGACCUCAGCAUGAACCAGCUGGAGGGCCCGAUCCCGGCGUCGGUGCUCUCGCUGCCGCUGUCCGUACUGCAGUUGCAGCGCAACUUCUUCUCUGGGCCGGUGCAGCCGUCGAGCGACGUGACGAUCCCGGUGGUGGACCUGAGCUACAACAGGUUCUGGGGCCAGCUCUCGCCGCUGCUGGCGGGCGUCGGGCAGCUGUACCUGAACAACAACCGGUUCACCGGCGAGGUCCCCGCGCGGCUGGUGCAGGAGCUGGUGGGCUCCGGCGGCCUGCAGGUGCUGUACCUGCAGCACAACUUCCUGACGGGCAUCGCGAUAUCGCCGUCAUCGUCGCUCCCCUCCACCGUCUCGCUCUGCCUGAUGUACAACUGCAUGGUGCCGCCGGUGUACGCGCCGUGCCCGAUCAAGGCCGGGUCGCAGAACACGCGGCCGGCGGACCAGUGCCCGGAGUGGAGGGGCUGAGCCUGAUGUCGGGGUGAGCUUGAUCGUGUCUCAGCAACGCCAGUGCCAAUGCCGGAUCGCCUCCGAUCACCGGUUGGGAAUAGCGGGAAAGCAGAACUGAAGGUCACUGAUUCUUUGAUUGAUUUGGGUAUAGUUACAGGCAAGUAAGUGCCUUAAUAAUCCGGAUUUACAGGUGUGUGUUUUUGUUUAGUUGGUGUAUGUGCGUUUGUGUAUCUCUGUGCUGUAUAGUGAGCAGUACUCCCUCCCGGAGCUUCUAUCGCACUGCCGCAUGAUGACGCUGUUUGCAUCUGAUGAUGGAUGGUGUUAGUAAGAGGCAGUGAAGUUAUUAUUUAUCGAAUCAUGUCGCUGAUCAAUUCAAUAUAUGACCAAGCAUGCACUGUGCUUGAUUUUGUUCGCAA